Messenger RNA from Zophobas morio, 697 nucleotides. Its product is annotated as histone H3-like. Bases 94 to 546 code for a protein of 150 amino acids. The transcript is spliced from 2 exons. Gene Ontology annotation, cellular component: nucleosome. The record is from RefSeq and is a predicted model, not a curated record. Gene Ontology annotation, molecular function: protein heterodimerization activity; DNA binding; structural constituent of chromatin. NCBI's taxonomy places the organism in Eukaryota, Metazoa, Arthropoda, Insecta, Coleoptera, Tenebrionidae.
UUUGAUUUACUGCAGCGAUUUUCCCUUUUCAGACAACACACGAACCAAGACCAGGAUGUUCGCAGACGACACGGCCUUCUGGUCGUCCAACAAAUGCCCCACCCGAGCCGCCGCCAACAUCCAGCAUCUAUCGAAAUGGCAAGAACAAAACAGACCGCUCGUAAAUCUACGGGAGGAAAAGCCCCCAGAAAACAGCUCGCCACUAAGGCCGCGAGAAAAAGCGCACCGGCGACCGGCGGCGUCAAGAAACCCCAUCGUUACAGGCCCGGAACCGUCGCUCUCCGAGAGAUCCGUCGUUAUCAGAAGAGCACCGAACUUUUGAUCCGCAAACUGCCCUUCCAACGUCUCGUCAGGGAGAUCGCCCAGGACUUCAAGACCGACUUGCGUUUCCAGAGUUCCGCCGUGAUGGCUCUCCAGGAAGCUAGCGAAGCUUACCUCGUCGGUCUCUUCGAAGAUACCAACUUGUGCGCCAUCCACGCCAAACGCGUCACCAUCAUGCCCAAAGACAUCCAGCUGGCGAGACGCAUUCGCGGAGAAAGAGCUUAAAAAAAAAAAAUCGACCGACCAUCAAUCACACCGUCAUCUCUCAACUGUCAGUUCUCUUUUCGAAAGAGACAAAAAAAUCGGUUCUUUUCAGAACCUCAAUAUUUUUCCUAACGAAUAAAAAAUUAAGCAACUUUUUCGAGAAUCGAAUCGU